This is a messenger RNA of Ostertagia ostertagi, 1056 nucleotides long. The record is from the annotation of a GenBank genome assembly. Lineage: Eukaryota; Metazoa; Nematoda; Chromadorea; Rhabditida; Trichostrongylidae.
AUGAAUAUUUUUAGAAAGCCUUCAAUGCUUUCUUGUGGCCAUUCAUUUUGUGCAGAAUGCAUACAGCACUGGUUGAGCGAGAACAUAUCUUGUCCAACCUGUCGUACUGACACCCAGGUACCAAUAAGAAAUAUUGCGCUUGAACAGGUUGUUGAAGAGUUUCGGUUGAGCCAGGAAUCUCGUGUGAGGUUUUCGAAACAGACGAAUGGAUUUGAGCCAAGUGGUUCCAGCAGUCUCAACGCUAUUUUACGUCGGCAAGUUCUUAGAGGAAGCCGUAGACGUACGAGGUUUUCCAUAAUCGGACCAGAAAUAGUUGUGGAUGGGCCUGGCUCUUCAACUGAAGCGCUUCCUGCAUCGAGUCGUGAAGCUAGCUACCGGUCUGUAGGCUCUUUACCUCGAGUAGAUUUGGACGUCAGUGAAGAAAAUCCUAUUUGUGAUGCAAAGCCAGUGCUCUUUCGACGACGCUACUUCCGGGACGGGCAUAAAAGUGUAUCAGAGCCGUUGGAGAAUAGUGGAUUCGAGAAUGAAGACAGAAUGGUAUCACCGGCUAGUGAGGAGCCUGUCUCGAUCCCUACGGAACCACUGGUAUCCACUGAAGGAGUUCAUCCAACGCGUGGAAGCGACAAAAGCGAGCAGUCGUGUGGUCCAUUGUGCGUAUACUCUGGUUUUGGUCGCACAUUCGAGAGAAUACAUCCAGGCGAAGAAAUAGCUAUUGCAGUUUUCGGCGGAAGGGGUGUUGGAAAAACCUCCUUGCUUGACAUUGCCACGCUAUCAUGUGAAGGUCGGCAUGGUAUCGCCCCAUUAGGUCUCACAGAAAGAAUGCGUCUUGGUGGAAAAAACAAUCAUUCCGAAUACAGAUUUGCACACAUGACGAGCAUAACUGUGGAAGCUCGUCACCGAACGUUUGUCAUCGAUCUUAUAGACGCAGAAUUCGAGGACGAUCAUUUGAUUGCGCACACGUCGUACAUGAGGGCAGCGGACGCGGCGAUAUUGCUAUACUCUUGUUCGGAUUCUGCCAGUCUUCUUGCGGCGAUGUCAAUUCAUCGUCAGCUAGCA